AUGAUUGGAAUUGGAAAUCAUGAAUAUGAUCAUGUUACUGGAGGAAAUAAAGAUCCUAGUCAAGCACCAGGUGAUGGUGGAUUUAGACCUAUAUGGGGUAAUUACGGUUAUGAUUCUGGUGGCGAAUGUGCUGUUCCUAUGGCGAAUCAACCAGUUCAUGUAGUUUAUUAUUCAACUGAACAUGACUUUCGUCGAUCAUCGCCACAAUAUAAAUGGCUUGAACAAGAUCUUCGUUCAAUUGAUCGUAUUCGUACCCCAUGGUUAAUUGUUACUUCACAUCGACCAAUGUAUUCAUCAUUAAUUGGAAUAGAUUUAAUUCAAAUAAUGUUGCAGCUUUAUAUUGAACCUCUUCUCUACAAAUAUCAUGUUGAUCUAAAUCUAUAUGGACAUAUUCAUUCAUAUGAACGAACAUGUCCAAUGUAUCAACAUAAAUGUAUAGAUGAUGGAAUAACACAAGUAUUAAUUGGCAUGGGUGGACAUGAUUUAACGUAUGGUUCUUAUUCUAAUGUAGACUGGAGUGUUUAUCAUGAUAUAUACUUCGGAUAUACUCAUAUAAAUGUUAAUAAAACUCAUUUGACAUUUAGUUAUUAUCAUACAGAAGAUGAUAAACUGAUUGAUCAAUUUCAACUUAAAAAACAAUAA
Rotaria socialis is the source of this 642-nucleotide messenger RNA. The record is from the annotation of a GenBank genome assembly. NCBI's taxonomy places the organism in Eukaryota, Metazoa, Rotifera, Eurotatoria, Philodinida, Philodinidae.